AGAACGUCGAACAUGAUGUGAACGCAACCAGCCUCACCGCGUUCACUUCAAAUCGAACACGUUUUAGCGUUAUUACCGUUAUUAGCGUUAUUAACGCUAUUAACGCUGUCAGGCGUCCAAAGGUGCGUUCCACUUAUCGCCCGUAACGCCCAGACGACGGCUACUGGGAUAGGAUAUUGGGGCAUUUUGGGCGUUUUGGGCGAUAAGUGGAACACACCUCAAGUAGAAUGUACCCACACGGUCAAUAGUAUUGCGCAAUAUAGGUGAUUCCACAAUUUUAUUGACCGUGUGUAGCGGGCCUAACGACACGUUUCAUCAUUCGUCGCACUUCCAUGUAUUUAAAAAAUUUACGAACAAAAAAUGAAUCCGAAUCCUCAACAAUGUGUUAUGCUGUCGAGUAAUUAUAGUAUGCCAUUCAUUGGAAUUGGGACAUAUAAAAUUGUCGGGAGAGAAACAAUUCUCAACGUUCUUGAUGAAGCAUUGAAAGUUGGAUAUCGAUCUAUCGAUACAGCAGCAGUUUACAGAAACGAGGAAGAUAUUGGCAGAGCCUUGCAGUCAUUGUUGCCAAAGUACAAUCUUACCAGAGAAAAUAUUUUCAUAACAACAAAACUCUCUCCUAUCGAUCACGGUGAUUCCAGAAGAAUUGAAAAAGCAGUCCACAAUGCGUUGACCUCUCUAAAAGUUUCUUACAUCGAUCUGUUCCUAAUUCAUUGGCCCGGAAAGUCAGGAAUUUCUGAGAGUUCCAGCGCCAACAGAGAAUUCCGAAGCGAGACAUGGAAAACGUUGGUGAAAUUGAAAUCUCAAGGCCUGCUAAGAUCCAUUGGUGUCUCGAAUUAUAAUAUUAAGCAUCUUGGACAGCUUUUGGAAAAUUGUUAUGGUAUUAGACCGGCUGUGAAUCAAGUUGAAUGUCAUCCCCAUUACAAGCAAACCGAGCUCAUAAAAUUUUGCGAAGAAGAAGGAAUUCAUGUCCAAGCAUAUUCCUCUCUGGGUACCAGCAAUUACAAGUCCUUGCUUAAGGAUCCUAUAGUCUGUCGAGUUGCAAAUGAAUUGGCUGUUUCACCUGCCAGAGUACUAUUGAAGUGGGCUUUACAGCAAAACAUAGGAAUCAUCCCAAAAGCUGUGCAGAAAGUUCAUAUUCGGGAUAACUUUCAGUUACAGUUCAAAAUUCACGAUGACCAGAUGAUUGCACUUUCAUCUUUAACACAAACCAAAUACGCAUGGGAUCCUGACAACGUUGCUUGAAAAUACUAGUACAUCCAGACUCCUUGCGGGGAUUGCUCAAUAAUACCAAUGAAUAUAACUGAGACUAGCCAUCAAAA
Venturia canescens is the source of this 1319-nucleotide messenger RNA. Its product is annotated as NADPH-dependent aldo-keto reductase, chloroplastic-like. Bases 361 to 1242 code for a protein of 293 amino acids. Lineage: Eukaryota; Metazoa; Arthropoda; Insecta; Hymenoptera; Ichneumonidae. Gene Ontology annotation, molecular function: oxidoreductase activity. The transcript is spliced from 7 exons. The record is from RefSeq and is a predicted model, not a curated record.